GGUUUUAGGGACACACCUCAGGGAAGAAGGAGGCUGUUCCUGGUCCCUCAGCCCCUUGAGCCUUCCCCUUCCUUCUGCUCACUAUGGAUCUUGUAUAUGCCUUUUCAUGACGCCUAUCAUCUCCCCAUUAGUGACAGCGAGGCUGAGCAUCUGUGCAAGAUGCUCCUUCUCCGCAGCUCCCAGAUGCUGCAGACCCUGCAGGCAGCCUUGAGGAAGGACAUUCCUGAGUCUAUAAAGGUUUAUGGCACCGUUUUCCAUAUGAACCAUGGAAACCCAUUCAAGCUGGAAGCAUUGGUAGACAGGUGGCCAGAUUUUAGAACUGUCAUCAUCCGGCCUCCAGAGCAGGAGAUGACCGAUGACUUAGAUCCCUAUACCAACACCUACCAAGUUUUUUCCAAGGAUCUCCAGAAUUGUCAGGAAGUCCUCAAGUCUUCAGAUGUCAUCAACUGGAAGCAACACCUGCAGAUUCAAGGUCUACAGUCUGGCUUAAACGAGGUGAUCAAUAAUGUCACAGAGGAAAAAUCAGUCCAGGUCAGGGCGACAAACCGGUAUCUCUAUUUGGUUUCUGAAACAAUGAAGAGACAUGCACCUUCUCAGCACAAUUUGGAUAAAUCGUAUACCAAAACUGAAAAACCAAAUAAACAAAUCAACACAGAGAUAUUUAAGAUGUCAUCACUGGAAGCUGAGCAUGCGUCGUUAGUAAACGACCUCUGGAGCUUUGGGGGAAAUGAGAGGAGCCUGAAAUUCAUCCAGCGUUGUAUCCAGCACUUCCCCAGUUACUGUCUGCUGGGGCCGGAGGGAACGCCAGUGUCCUGGAACCUAACAGACCAGACAGGAGAAAUGAGGAUGGCAGGAACCCUGCCCAAGUAUCGAGGGCAGGGCCUGAUAUCCAGUGUCAUCUACCACCAUGUCCAGAUUGCGGACAAAAUGGGCUAUCCUGUAUACUCCCACGUUGCUAAGGACAACCAAUACAUGCAGCAGAUGAGCGAUAGUUUGAAACACAUUCGUGCACCCUACCCGUGGCAACAGUGGAACUGUGAGCCCCUCGGGGGUUCUACACCCAAGGAGAGUGAAAGCCAGAGCAAGAGUGAAGGUGGCAGUGGGAGCAAGGACUCGGGCUCUUCCUGAGCAGGGCAUAGGUUCCUUCUCCAGGGCAAUCUGGGAUAGUGGAUGGAUAGAUGGAUGGAGUGUUAAGAAUAUGUAAGGGAUGGUCCUCUCCUUGUAGAGCAUCAAGCUCUACAGUAGGACACACUGAUUUCCUUGUAUAAAUCUUAUCAUGAUAACAUGA
This is a messenger RNA of Vombatus ursinus (common wombat), 1288 nucleotides long. RefSeq names its product glycine-N-acyltransferase (gene GLYAT). Gene Ontology annotation, cellular component: mitochondrion. The coding region runs from base 97 to 1128 and encodes 343 amino acids. The transcript is spliced from 6 exons. The record is from RefSeq and is a predicted model, not a curated record. NCBI's taxonomy places the organism in Eukaryota, Metazoa, Chordata, Mammalia, Diprotodontia, Vombatidae. Gene Ontology annotation, molecular function: glycine N-acyltransferase activity.